AUGGAGACGCAUGUAAGAGCCAAACAAUGUCUACGGUAUGUUUGUAUUUCUGUUCUUUCGUCUUUCGUCAUUUGCGCCGUAUCUGCAGUUACUCACUAUUCUAUUCCGGAAGAGAUGGAAGAGAAUUCUGUUGUCGCAAAUCUGGCUGUUGAUUUGGGAUUGGAUGUAAAAACGCUGAGCAAAAGGAAAAUGCGUUUAGAUAUAAUUGCCAAUAAGAAAUACCUGGAAGUGAAGAAAGAGACGGGGGAAUUGUACAUAUUGGAACGGAUUGAUAGGGAAUAUCUUUGCAGUUCUAAAACAACCUGUUAUUUGAAACUGGAGAUAAUUUUAGAAAAUCCAGUGCGUAUAUUCAAUAUUGAAUUGGAGAUCAUGGAUAUAAAUGACAACGCUCCUAAUUUCAGAAGAGAUACUAUCAAUUUGGAUAUUUCUGAAUCUACCGCAGAAGGAGAGAGGUUUUCCAUCAGUAAUGCCUUUGAUCCUGACAUUGGUACAAAUUCCAUCAAAACGUACCAUUUGAGUGAAAACAAUAACUUCGAUAUUGAAAUACAGACAGGUAGAGACGGUUCUAAAUUUGCUGAUUUAAUUCUAAAAAAGGCUUUAGAUCGAGAAAAACAGCCUGUUCAUAAUCUGACACUCACCGCUGUAGAUGGAGGGAUACCGGCGCGCUCCGGUACAGCCAGCAUUAUUGUUCGUGUACUGGAUACGAAUGACAACGCCCCCCAGUUUGACAAAGAACAAUACACAAUAAAUUUACCCGAAAAUGUUCCGAUUGGAAGCCUUGUAGUCAAACUGAACGCUACGGAUUUAGACGAGGGCACUAAUUCAAAUAUUAUGUAUUCUUUUAGCUUGUAUACAUCAGAGAAAACACAGCAGACGUUUAGUUUAAAUCCGAGUAACGGCGAGAUCAGAAUAAAGGAAAUGAUAAACUAUGAAGAUUUUAGAAUAUAUGAUAUGGAAGUUAUCGCAAAAGAUAAAGGGACUAAUUCUUUAUCUGGGCAAUGUAAGAUAACAAUUUUAGUAACCGAUAUGAACGACAAUCAUCCUGUAAUUUCCAUCAAAUCAUUUCAGAGUCCUCUUAAAGAGGAUGUUGCUUUAGAUACAGUCAUCGCGGUUGUAAGUGUCAGUGAUAAAGAUUCUGGUGAGAACGGGGUUGUUGACAUACAUAUUCCUAAUCAGCUACCUUUUGAGCUAAAGGAAUCCUCUGAUAAUUACUACGAGUUAGUAGUCUCACAACAUUUGGAUAGAGAGAAAGUUCCUGAAUACUACAUUACUAUAACCGUCACAGACAGAGGUUCCCCACCGUUAUCUGAUAAUGAAACAAUCGUUUUAGAACUGUUAGACGUAAACGACAACGUGCCUCAGUUCUCUCAGUCCUUUUACACUAUACCUGUGAUGGAGAAUAACGCACCAGGGGCGUUACUGAGUUCACUCACUGCUUUAGACCCUGACCUUCAUGAAAAUCAAUAUCUAGUUUAUUUUAUCAUCGAAAAGGAAAUAGUGAACACCUCCAUGUCCAUGCUAUUCUCUAUAAAUCCAGAGAACGGUAACCUUUACGCGUUAAAGACGUUUGAUUAUGAAAUAGAGAAGGAAUUCCUUUUCCAUAUUGAAGCUAGAGACUCUGGCGUUCCUCCACUCGGCAGUAAUGCGACUGUUCACGUUAUCAUUAUGGACCAGAACGACAACGCACCACUUAUAGUGUCUCCUUGGCGUGCGCAUGGCUUCGUGGUGGAAGAAAAGAUCCCUAGGUCAACCGACAAAGGAACUCUGAUAGCCAAAGUGAUAGCCAUCGACACAGACUCAACACAGAACUCCCGGAUUACUUAUCAGUUUUUACAGAAUACCGACGCCACCUUGUUUAGUCUGGACCAAUACAACGGUGAAAUUCGUACUAUGAGAAUGUUCAGUUAUAGAGAUGCGCGUCACCAGCGGUUGGUGGUGAUCGCCAAGGACAACGGAGAGCCUGCGCUCUCUGCUACAGUCACCAUCAAACUGUCCACAGUGGAGACUGCACUUAAAGCCUAUUCAGACAUGUCGGAGGUGCCUUUAGAGUAUGACAUCUUUUCAGAUUUGAAUCUGUAUUUGGUGAUUGGAUUGGGCUCGGUAUCAUUUCUUUUACUCAUCACCAUAUUGGUCACCAUCGUGCUGAAGUGUCAAAAACCGAAGCCCAGUAAAGCAGCUGCUCCCUGCAGGAACAGUGUGAUCAGUGAGAGGAACUCAACCAUUGCAGAUUCCACUCUGGUCUCCAACGAUGCAUACUGGUACAGUUUGUUUCUGGCGGAGACAAGAAAAGGCAAGUUAGUAGUGAGACAGCCUGUACCAAAGGGGGCGAGGUAUAUUGUGUCCAGUAUCCCAAGGAGCACUGGACCAACAGAGACCAGCGACUCAGCUGCUUCCACACUACAGGUAAGGUACAAAUCUCCAGUGGUAUAA
Molecule: messenger RNA, 2430 nt
Organism: Chanos chanos (milkfish)
Lineage: Eukaryota; Metazoa; Chordata; Actinopteri; Gonorynchiformes; Chanidae
Product: protocadherin alpha-C2-like
Exons: 1
Coding region: 1-2430 (809 amino acids)
Biological process (GO): homophilic cell-cell adhesion
Cellular component (GO): plasma membrane
Molecular function (GO): calcium ion binding
Source: RefSeq, a predicted model, not a curated record